This is a messenger RNA of Sporothrix schenckii 1099-18, 282 nucleotides long. RefSeq lists its product as uncharacterized. The coding region runs from base 1 to 282 and encodes 93 amino acids. The record is from RefSeq and is a predicted model, not a curated record. The transcript has a single exon. Lineage: Eukaryota; Fungi; Ascomycota; Sordariomycetes; Ophiostomatales; Ophiostomataceae.
AUGGAGGUGGUUAUAGGAUUUGACCAGGUAGCAAAUACGCAAGAUGAUGGCCAGGCCAGGCGACCCAGUACAAAAAUAGCCACGGCACUCAACCAGAAGCCGGGGUGGUCAUGGCGUGAAGACGGACGGAGGGACCGUUGGGGGCUGAAGGGCCAUGACGAGCUGCAUGGCAUGGAAUGGAACGGGACGUCCGCAUAUGGACUGAUUGUAGCAGCACGUAGCAUCCAUUGCCAGCGGCUAGCACGCGCGCAGCAGCAACUCUGCUGCACGGUCAGGACAUGA